Messenger RNA from Xyrichtys novacula (pearly razorfish), 14337 nucleotides. The record is from the annotation of a GenBank genome assembly. NCBI's taxonomy places the organism in Eukaryota, Metazoa, Chordata, Actinopteri, Labriformes, Labridae.
ACACCUCAGGGGCGCAUCCACUGUUAUCGCUGCCAAGAUCAAUCCGAACACUUAUGCAAUAGCUCUCACCUUAUCGAUUAUUUGGGAUGUGUAGUCAUGCGGUUCAACUUUGCCAGUGCUGAUGUAAACGGGGGGACUACAGCUCCCGGCAGACAAAGCGGCUCGGUGCUCCACUAGUUUCACAUUGACCGUAGUUCGCUCUUGUUGAAAAUCCGUUCAUGAUUCACUUCAUUAAUAAAUAAGUAGUUCGGUGUCAUGGCGGAAUCUGCUGCAUGUCCUGCUUUCCAGCUCGGAGGAGCCCGAUACGACCAGGUAAGUGCCCUCUCCUCUGCGUUAAAUGUGCGUUAAUGACAUUUUGUUUUUAAGGCUUUCUGGUGGAAAAACAGCCCCAUCCUCCUCUUCCUCCUCCUCCUCCUCCUCCUCCUCUUCUCUCUCCGCUCUGGAUGCUCACACUUCGCAGCGAAAGUUGCCUUUGAUCCGCGAUCCCAAUCUUCGUAAAGAAACCCUCACAACUUCCACUAUUAACCAACUUCUGCGGUAAUUGGAUGAGUUUCAAGUUUGAGGAAAGAAUAGUCUGUCUGCAGAGUCAUAUCGCUGUUUACAUCUCGACAGAUGGAUUUGACACCCUUUUUCUCGGUGCAUCAUAAUAUCAGUGUUCAGGUCUGCACAUAUCCUGCACGCCAGUCCAUCUUUCUUUUUGACUGUUUUGUUCAUGUUGGGGUUUUUUUAUGCUUUCAAAGAUUUCUGAUCCUGUAAAUACGAAUUUGCUCAACAUUUAUCCAUUUUUAAACACCAUCGUGUCAUUUUCUUCAUAGAUGCCCUCAGCUGAUCCAUUUGUGUUUGAGAUUAAUGGGGCUGCCUGUCCUUAUCUAAAGUCAAUUACUCAUAGUAGUCCUCACAGAUGGAUUUGCAUCGGUCAGCCUUGAGAUAUGAUGUGACCUUCACGUUCACUCACAUAAACUCAGUAAGCUGUAUAAAGUGCAUGCACAUAUCUGAGGCUUCUCCCCUGGAGGCUAUUCAUUAAGCGUGUCCCCAAGGAAAUGAUUUGCCUGAUGGUGCCUCACAGAGCAAAGGUGUUACUAGAUAAGUUGCUCAACUUUUUGAGAUGCUUCGCCUUAAACUUGUGUGAACUAUCAAUGUAGUUAUUAUCAAGGGAAGUGGGGCAAUCUUAAUGCAAAAAAGCAUUAAAAAAGCUAUUUAAACUGUUUUAAUCCAACUACAACUCUUUUAUAUUGAUUCCUGAGCAUAUCUACAGGUCUGUGGCCAAAAGGUUCAAGGCUGCAAGGGCCUCUGACGCUUAAGUAAACAUUUUUUUUUUUGUAAGCUAAAUAGCCAAAGUCAGUGGUUAUUUAUUUAUUUAUUUUUUAAAACUAUGUACAGAGGCGGCCCAAGGCGUUAGCGAACUACGCGUCGGCUUAGGGCCCCACAGCCAGUAGGGGGCCCCCAAAAGCAAUCAAAAAAAAAAAAAAAAUGUAAAUGUUUUUUAGUUUUUGCAUGUAUUAGUGAUGCUUUCCGUACGAUCGAAUAUAUAUUAUUGUAAAGAUUAAAUAAAGUAAAAAUAUUUUAGUGCUGCUGCUGAUGUAGGCCUAUGAUUCUUACUGCCAAUGACACUUUUACAGUAAACACAAUACUUUAUCACUUGGAAUAUUGUGAAAAUCAACCCCAGGCCGCUCUUGCAGCUGAAUGUUUUAUAUUUUGAGAUUAAAAACUAUUUGUGGCACCCUGAACAUCAUUCAUCAGUCUACAUUGGUAUUAUUUGUAUGGUUGCAUUGGUGUCAUUUAUGCUAUUACUUAGACCACCCUCUUAAAUGUGUAAAGAAACGUCAGGCGCAAUAAAUUUAUACUGUAGUAGGUGUGUGAAUGAUCAACAAUCAAUAUAUUGGCAGAAAUAGAGGGCCCCAAAAUCAAAUUUUGCUUAGGGCCCCAUUGAGGCUCUGACUAUGUAAAACAAUCACAAAAAAAGGAGUGAAAACAGAGGGACAAAAGCAAACGAAUCAGAUGCUAACUGACCAACAAGAGAAACAAAGAUGCUGGAAAACAUCCAUAUAAGGAUUCCAAAUGAUCAUGAAUUUAUUUAACAAAAUUAGAAAAGAACCUAUGAGGCAAAUAAUCACAGAAUUAUACAAAAUCAACUCUAGAAAACGAAAAAAAGGACACUAAUGAUCACGAGAAAUUACUUCAAGAAAAAACAAAGCUGUGACACAGGGAUGCAAAACAGUCACAAAGAUUUGUUUAACAACAUAACAUACUAAUACAAAGGCACUGUAGGGAGAAGAAUUACUAAAAGAGAUGUAAAUUUACUUUAGAGGGAUGCAAGACAAUGUUAUAUACAUAAGAGAUCAAAAAGAAAAAUAAAGAGGUACAAAAAAUCAGCUGCAUGACCAAUGGUUGACUAAAAUUGACCCUUCUGGGGAUGCCAAAUGGUACACACACUAAAAACACCCGACAUGAGUACAAAGAUCCCAAUACAGAAAGAAAUCAAGCAUAAGAACUAAGACGACUACAAAAGAUGUUAAAUGACUUCAGAAGUUUGCAGGAAAAUAUAAAGAUUCUCAACAACCUCAAAGAGAUGAAAAACAGACAAAGAGUGGCUGGAUGCUAAAUAGUAACAUAACCUUGUAAUUCUGAUUAUAACAGCCACCUAAAGAUACUGAAUAAGAUCAAAAAGGAAAAAUUUGAUAACGAACAGACACAAAACGAUUGAAGGAACACACACAAAAACUGACACAGGGAUGCACAAUGGUGGGAACAGUAAUAUUUUCCCAAGACGCGACCUGAGCACAAAGAACCUGGCCUCAAAAAUGACAAGAGUGUCAAAGUAAAAGAAAGUCAUGUCAAAGAGAGAUCCAAAGAAUUCACGUACAGCAUAAACUCAAUGAAACAUGGAGUCACUAAUGACCGAAAAGGUUCACAAUUACCUUCAGGGGAUAAAAAGGACCACGUUGAAACCCAAAGCAUGACUAUAAUCAUACGCAAAAGGAUAGUCUGACGUAUUAUAAGGUUUUUAAAAGGGUUAGGAGUGUUUUCUUGACGCUCUUAUUAAAUUGGGAUAUUGCACGUUUCAAAGAGAUUCUCAGUAACAGUUCAUUUACAACACUUGUCUCAUGUGAGUUACUGUUUUUUUAGCGAUCGCCAUCACAAAUCUAAUGAAGAGCGUUAAAUCCUUAACCGACCCUCCCAUCUGCAACCUGAAAUUUAUACCAGCUUGAUAAAGGUGGUGUAAUACUUUCACUCCCUUGCAUCAAAGCAGUUAAAAUUAGGCCAGUCCUCGAAUCAUUAUAAAUCUUGCUCAGUUUGUGUGUACUUGCUUCCGUGCUCCGUUCCUGCCAGCCUUGUUGUGUACUCUCCAGGGAGCUGAGGCUCAUGCAUAAUUAAAGCAGGCUCCUCACAUGGAUCCUCACUCUACCCCAGUCUUACAAAACAGCACUGCAGCACAUAUGGUCCGUCAGAGGAAGAGACAGUGAUGGAGGAAUAGCUGUGUCAGAGAAUCCUGACAUACAGUGAAAAUAGGAGCUUUAUUUGCAGUCUUUAGAGGGACUGAAUAUCAUUUCCAGUCAUUUCAAUUAGGACUCAGUGCUGGACAGAUAAUUAAAGCACAAAGGGGUUUGUUCCACCGUGUUUUCUGCCCUUCAUAAAUGAUAAAUGUCUAAGAGGGAAACUGAUUGAAUCGAGCAUGUUUUUGUCCAGCCGUUUAGCCAAAGAGAUUCUUGGCAUAAAGUGCUGUGGGGCCUUUUCAGACAGUUGGCACGCAUACUUAGCAAAUUGGCAUUCUGAUGAAGGCAGCGAGGGGAACAGAAGAGGGAGCUUGACCAGCAGCUCCAUGCCUCUCUCUCAGGAAUGUGUUCGCUUAAGUAAACCUACUCAAAAUUCAUCAUUUCCUAGAAAGUUUCACAUAAAAGGUGCACUUUUAGUUUCAGAUAUCGUUGUAUUUUACUAAAAUGUUUGGAUAAGGGAGCAACUUUGUUCUAUUUUUGUUCUUCAGUGUAGUCUUGGGGAAUUUUUGCUGUUAUCAAAAGGAAAAAGAGAGGAAGGAAAAGUAAGGAGAGCGGGGAAACAAAUGCUGCAAAUGUUUGUGUGCACUAUAGCCUUUGUUAAUGGGCCACAAGACCAAUUUUGUCAUUUUACCGUGGUGUACAUAAUAAGCCUAUUUACUGUAGUUAAAGCUCCAGUAAGGAGUUUUUUACAUACAUGGAAAAGACUGAAUUUCAUAUCAUUCUCCUUCAUCAGCGACAUGAUUUAGUAUGAGGGGGUAGGUGUUGGCUAAGCUGCAGAAGCUGCUCUGUUUUCACAAUGUCCACAUGAAAUAUUUACAGUAAUUGAUACAUCUGACCGUCAAAAGUCAGCACAAUUGUUUAUGUUUUAUCAGAAGACACCGUUUAAGCAUGUAGAAAAUAAGAUAAGCAAAGAGCCAAAAUGGACUCAAACUUCAUCAUCACUGGAGUUUUCAUAUUUUUAUCACUCAAAUAGCAAGGACUUGUGCAUGAGACUUUUUAUUGACCUUAAUCUUUUCCAGUGAUGAAAUAUUUGGAAAAACAGGUGCAAACAAAAAUAGAAACCCUCAUAUAAAACAAACAAACAGUCAGGAAACACAGACAUUGACUUAAAGUUACCAAAAAUUGGAUACAAUAACUUCGUGUAUACAUAGUAACUAAUGUUAUAAAAAAUAUGCUGAAACUGUGCAAUGACAUUCUGAUUUUAACAUUUGAAUCUACAUCGUGUGGGUAUCAGAGCUCAAAGGUGUGUUGCUAAAGGUUCAGAGCUUCAUACUGCAGCUCAUUGUCUCUGUUUGGGAAACAAAGCAAACAUCGUAGACACUGAGAUGGAGAUAUUUUGGGAAAUGCAUCUUUUUUUGUCUUUCUGCAAGAGUUAGGUGUGAACACCCAUACCACUCUUAUGUCUAAGCUAGGUGUUAUUUUCUGUCUUUAGUGCUUAUGUAAUGUAAAUUAAUCCUGAGGGGCUGAGCAGUUGAGGUGUUUGCCUAAAGUCCUUGUUGCAGUGGUCAUCCCAUCUAAUCAAGUCAAACAUGUACAAUAAAAUAAUCUAAUCCUCUCUGUUCUCCAUUCUUGUUCCAUACAGUCGUGAAAUUGGUACCAAACUUGUUAUCAAUUUUUGGAAAGAUAGGAAAUAUUCCUUUAACUGGAAAUGUCCUACUCAGUCAAAGUGUUGAUUCUAUGGAUUUUGAGCUUUAAAUGACAAAAUAUAACAUAUUUGUUUCACACAACAGCUGAGUUAAAUAUUUUCGUCAAAAUGUUUAGAUAUGAGAAGUUAAAAAAAGCAAAUAAGGCAGCUUUUUCUUUCUCUGCCAGAUUAUGUCUCUGGUUAGUUUGGGAACAGCUUCAUGAACACAGAGAUGUUUACAUUUACAAGAGAUAAACUGACUAUAUCAAAAUGUAACCAAAGUUAAGGCAUGUACUGCAGCUGAGUAAAACAUUGCUCCGGCAUGUGAGAGUUUUCAAAGUUUAUUUUAGCACUCGUGCAUAAAACUUGAAUCGGUUUAGACUUGAGAGGACUUUGACUUCACAGAGAGGAGGAUUGUCUCUCUCUUUGAAAAUGAACUUUGUUUUCUUGUUUCUUCCAGGGUUCGUUCUUUGGACGUCUGAGACACUUCAUCGACAUCAUCGACCCCAGCACCUUGUUUGUGUCUGAGGUAAACUUUUCUGUGUGUGUGUAUACUUCGCUGAUCGAUGAACAAUAUGCUCUGAAUGGAUUCAAAAAAAAAAAGUUUGAGCUGCUGUUGAGUUUCAUACUCUUCUGUUGAUGAAAACUGCCCAAAAAGUCAGAUGUCAAAAUAUUUUAAUAAUAUCUCUGUUGCUCGGAGUUGGCUGAUUCCAAAGUCACAGUUUGCUGCUUGAGUUUGUCUCACAGUUUAUGAUUGAAUAUUGAUUGAAAGAUCAUAAUGAGUUUGUCGGGUGGCUUAAAGCUCCUGUGAGGAGUAUUUUGACAUUUAAGGAAAGACUUAAAAUUAUAUUGAUCCAUCCUUGUGAUAUAAAGAAGCAAACAAGACCAUGGGUGACAAGAUUAAUGGUUUUCAUAUCGUCAUUUCUGGGUUCACCAAAAUCUACUCAAUCUCAUUUGCUAUUCAUCGUUUUAACGCUUUAAUUCAUCGUCUAAUUUAGCUUGUUCCUUUUUUUCUCCGUUUCUAGAAAACGUUGACCGAAAGCAUCAAACUCCUUGAUGACUACAAACAUGGCACACUUCCACCUGGAGUCUCUGAUCUUCAGGUGAGGUUCACUGAUGCCGUCGUGGUAAUAUGCGGAUUGUAUUACAGCGUAAUUUGAUAGCAUGUACCUGAGGGUUGUGGACCUGGUGACUAAUUGUUAGUUAUUUCUCCCUGCCCUGCUCACCUGCAGCUGUGGGACGCCCAGAAGAUCAAGCAGGUAAGUGAUUCUCCGCCCGUCAUACAUCAGCUCAGGUUAACAGCACCUCCAUACAUUGAAGCCUGUGGGCUCCUGGCAGCAUGAGGAUGAUGCCUUGCUCUCUGCACGCAGGCCAUCAUUCAUCCUGACACAGGAGAGAAGAUCUUCAUGCCAUUUCGAAUGUCAGGUACGAUCCACAUGAAGAUCUUUGACGAAGUUGUUGAAGUUGACACCAUUUUUCUCAUCAUUUUCUUUACUCUGAAAAUCACCUCUUGGCUCGUGCAGGUUAUGUGCCAUUUGGAACACCGAUUGUAAGUCUCAUAUGAAACUCACACAUUUAAACUCGGCUGUGCAGAUAUCCAUUUACAUGGUCACGUUUGGGAACUGAUGACAUGAGACUUUGGACUUAUUUUACCCAGAAAUAAGCUCUUAUUCCCUGGUCUCAUCUAGGUCAUUGGCCUUCUUCUCCCAAAUCAGACUGUGCUGUCUACCAUUAUAUGGCAGGUACUGUAAAUAAGAGACGUAUUGUAAAUCCAUUGCAUUGAUUGUUGACUGUCUGGUAAGCGCACUUUUAUUGCCUACAUGUGAACAUUUCCUAUGAGAAAGAGUGGAACAAGGACGCUGAAAAUAAAGUGCUGCUGCUGUUCGCUUCUUUCUGUGUGCUGACGCUUUCUAGAAACAUGUACAGUAACUCUAUCUAUCUAUCUAUCUAUCUAUCUAUCUAUCUAUCUAUCUAUCUAUCUAUCUAUCUAUCUAUCUAUCUAUCUAUCUAUCUAUCUAUCUAUCUAUCUAUCUAUCUAUCUAUCUAUCUAUCUAUCUAUCUAUCUAUCUAUCUAUCUAUCUAUCUAUCUAUCUAUCUAUCUAUUUUUAACCCUUAUUCCCUCUUUAUAAUCUUUCUCUCCUACAGUGGCUGAACCAGAGUCACAAUGCAUGUGUAAAUUACGCCAACCGAAACGCCACGAAGGUAGGCACAAUUUUCUAGCCUUGAUUUGCUGUAAUAUGUUUAUUUUGGGUUUUUUUCACAUAAAAAUAUCAAGCAUGUUUUUCUAUUUUUUCUGGAUAUCUUUUUAUAUCUCACUUAUAUAAAGGUAUGACACAAUAUUUGCCUUGUCCUUCCUCAGCCUACGCCCACAUCCAAGUUUCUUCAAGGCUACGUAGGAGCUGUGACCAGUGCUGUUUCUAUCGCUGUGAGUGAGAUUCUCGUUUAGUUACAUCAGUAUCCCCCUCAGAGUCCAGUUUACCUAUCCUCUUUGAUUUUACCUGCAAAUGCUGUCCUGAGCUGCUUUAAAUGUACACUGCUGAUAUUGUUUCGGCUGGAAUAUUAAUAGAGGCGGUACCAGUGAUCCUGAUCAGCUUUGGGAUACUCAAAGCAGUACAGCUGCAAAACUGAUGUCUGUAUCUUAGUUAGAAUUAGUAAGUAAGAGAGGAUCACAAAGUCACCAUUACUGCUUCAUUAAUAGAAUUAUUUUCCUCUAGAGGUCUAUUUGAGGUACAUUUCUGAAGCAGUUCCUUAUGAUCUCGAUCUUUUCUGUGUUAAAGUCAUUUUCUAACCUUUCUUUUUCUAAUAGGUGGGACUGAAUGUUCUGAUUCAGAAAGCCAACAAGCUGAGCCCUGCCACCAGAAUGAUAAUUCAGAGAUUAGUCCCCUUCCCAGCUGUAGGUAGGUUUCCAAGGAUGUACUGUAUAAGUGAUCAUGUGUAAAUAAGCAUGCGGCCCUCUGCUGGUCGGAGACGUCGCACAGAUUUUGGACGUAAUCUAAUCUGGUCUAAAUAAAGUAAACAGCUUUUACAAAUAAGAUAUAAAAUGAAUAAUGAAGCCUCUUAUCACCUGCAAAGAUAAAUAUUAUCAAGUAGUGUAUCUUCCAAAUAUCAUUAAAUUCAGAGGGUUUCUUCUUAACCAUACAGGUCACAUAGUAAUUUUUAAAGCCUAAUUCUUAAUGUUGCCGCCAGACUAAGACGAGGCUGUGAACAGCUGAAAAAGCAGCCUUAGUUUAUGUUUUCUACUGCAAAGAUUUAUAGAAAGUGAUGUGUUUGUUAAAGUAACACAGGAGGGAGAGGGACUGCAUGUCUGUGUGAAAGCUUCAAUUUUAAUAAAGUGGAAUCAAGAUUUGACUAAGAGUACUUUGAAAUAACUUAUUGUUUUGAUAAGUGCCUGUAUCUCUUGCCUGAAUAUCUUUUAUUGUCCUGUGAGAAAAUGUUUCAGAUUUUAAAAAAGACCGUCUUUGUCUCUAAUCAACCUCAGCGAGUGCAAACAUCUGCAACGUUGGCCUGAUGAGACACAAUGAGCUCUCUGAAGGGAUCGAUGUGCUGGACAACAAUGGGAAUGUGGUGGGAUCCUCAAAAAUCGCUGCAAGACAUGUAAGUAGCUUUUUUUUUCACACACUCGUUGUUAGUCUGUCAGUUACAUUAACAUUUCAUUAUGUAUGUGAUGGCAGCUGAUAAAACGAAAAGGCAAUAAUUCCUGCUCCCCUCCUGUCACUCAGCAGACAUCUGAUCCCAUGAAAAGGGAAAAUUAAAUCCAACUCAUUGCAAUAUUUGAAGUGAAGCGUGUGCACAAUGUUCUUUUUUUUCCCCCCCAGGCGAUCAUGGAGACUGCUUUCACACGUGUGGUCCUCCCCAUGCCGAUCUUUGUCCUGCCCCCCAUCAUCAUGUCCUACCUGGAGAGGUUCGUACAAAAAUAUACUAUCAAUCAAUCAAUUUUUAUUGACAUAGCACCAAUUCAAGACAAGUGUUUAGAGAGGGGAAGAGAAAGAUGGACCGAUCCGAUCCAGAGAGCCUCAUGAUAUAAUGGAGCUCAGGGACUCUUGUUAAAUCUGUCGAUCACUUUAUAUACAGCAUACUUUUUUUGGCCUGUAAAAUGUAUAACAUCAGAAAAAUGUUCCUCAAAACUUCCCUCAGUCCAAAGUUUUGUUUAGACUUGAUGUGCUCAAACUUUUCUAGCAUAUGGAACAGACUAGUUUGUGAUUACAGACCUGAAUUUGAGUUUCGGACGUUGCUUUUACUAUAAAACAUACUAAGUAAAAUGUCACAAAGAAUUUUCAAAACUAAAAAUAUCCUGUUUCCUGCUUUCUUCCCCCCUUUUUUUUAUUACAUUUCUUCUUCUUACCUAUGUAUAGUUUUUAUUUUGGUCCUCAUUGUCUCAUUUUAUGUUGUAGGGUUCUUGUAUUGUCUGGGUUUCUCAUGACAACUGAAAUUGGCCUUCAAUUGGGCAGCCUUGUUUUUAACUGUUUGUCAAAGCACUUUGUAAACCUCUGUUUUUAAAAGUGCUAUAAAAAUAAAGUUAUUAUUAUUUUUAUUAUUAAAAAAGCAGUGAGCAUAUCCCCGGUUGAUGCAGAACUGACCUCUGUACUUCACUGAAUAAUCUAAUCAAAUGAUAGAGUUACAGCAUUUCUAUUUUCGGGGCCAAAGUAGAUAAAAUAGUUGCAAAUAUUGAAUUAUGAGAGAAACUGCUAAAGUUCAAGUGGAGUUUGACUGGCUAAAGAACACUAGCUCAGAAAUGAGCAGACUCACUCGCUUCUAUUGUCUGUUUCUAACACUGAAGGUCUUGAGACUGUUCAGAGUUUAAUAAUCUCCUCAAAGAAGCUGUAAAUUUAAUGAACUGUUAUUAUUUUCUGUUUUAUUUUGAUCUCAGCGGUUCACAGCAUUGCUUUGUAUCUUUUUUUUUUCCGUUGCUGUCUUCUGUUUUGUGGCGGUUUCAUGUAUUAGAAUCUGGUCUGCUGAUAUAAAUUAAUAAAUUCUCGUGUGUGUAAUGAACUGCAGUCAACAUAUGGUCUGCCCUCCAGUACUUACCACACAUUUAUUCAGCCGGAGUCGGUCACAGCCAGUUAAAACCAUGAGAAAGACUAACGUUUUAUGCAGUCCUGUGUUUUUUUUAACACAUAGCAGCCACACUAAAGCAGAACUUUGGUUUGUAUUCUGACAUUUAGACAACAGAAAGAAGGAUUGCUGGGAUUUGACUCAUUAGACCCAGAAGUGCAACUUUCACACAGACAGAUAAAUCUCGCACCCUCAGACCGUCGACAACAGCUCCCCCAAAACACUGCUCGCAAUGUUUUUCCAAAGGAUCCAAAAAUAACUCGCGCUCGUCAUCUGGGAUUCGAUCCACAGAGCAGGCUCGUGUUUCGUUUGAUCAUCUUCUCUUGACUUGUGCGCAGGCUGCGAUUCCUGCAGAGCAACCGCAGAUUGUUGCUGCCCAUCCACAGCGUUGUGUGCCUGGUUACCUUCGGCCUCUCCCUGCCUCUAGCCAUCAGCCUGUUCCCCCAGAUGUCUCAGGUACGUGCCGUAAAUCAUUAGCCCGUUCAUCUGCCUCUGCUGCUGACUCAAGGCCAGAUGGCUGAGGGAAGCAUCUGGGAGAAAAUUAAAAUUAUACAUACACCACUACACACACACACGGCAAUGACCCACAAAACUUGUACUCACUCGUUUUUAAAGAUAUCUCUUCCUGAGUCUGAUUAAAAGUCAGUCAUUGAGGCUCAAAUGACGGCUCGCAGAGAUGUAGAGCUGAAAUUUUAUCUGCUGUAUUUACCUUUCUUGUUUGCAGAUUGAGGUGUCUCGCCUGGAGCCAGAGAUUGCCAUGGCAACAGAUUGUAAGGUUGUGACCUACAACAAGGGUUUAUGAUGGAUGGCUUGGUGCUGGAGAGCAGAGGACAGGGAGCAGGGAUGGAAAUGAAGCUGCAUGUGAAGAGCUGUCAGGGGGCACCCAGAGCUGAGUUCUUCCUUUAAACCAGCCUGCAAGCACACUGUACUAACAAAUACUGUAAAAACCUGUUUAAAAAUUGCUAAAAAAAAGGUUGGUAAAUAAUGAGGCUUCUCAGUUAUGGGCAGAUUUUAUUCCUGUCCUUGUAAUCCAAAGCAAGGAAGGUGCCCCGUAUAUAGAUCUGAUUUUAGAUAAACUGUAAAAUCAGGUUUUAAACACGGCUAAAAUUGUUUUAAUAUAUAAAACUCAGUGAUUAACAAGCAUCGGCCACAUUUUGUCGCCAACUCAGAACUCAGCUGUAUAUCUGGAUGUGUGCAUUGUAUACCAUGUAGCUGCCAGAUAUGCCAAACUGGAUACGGCUGCUUUUGAUAUAAGGUUUUUAAAAUGAGUUAAAACCUGCAAUAAAUCACAUUUUGCCCACUCUAAGGACAGGGGGGGUAAAGGAAGUUAUAAACACUGCAGAGACAUAUCAUAUUUUGAUGUGAUGAUGCAGUGACCCAUCAGCAAACAGUUAUUAUAACACAUCCUGAGCAAUAUGCUAGUUUUAAUCUGGUGCUGUGUUUUCACCACCACAUAAUUGCGAAUCCCAUACUCGCUCCUAGUUCAACAUAGACUUAAAGGGAUAUUCCGGCGUAAAAUUAAGUUAGGAUCAAACACACGGUAACACCGGGUUAGACAACCCCUCGAGAGAUGAAUGUUGCCGGCCGCUUGCUUCUCUAGUUUUACCAACUUUAGUAACGACCACACGAUAGCAAUACACAACAGUCUGAGGAGCCAUAAACAAACCUCAACCAAAACGCCACUCUAUAGUCACAAAUAAUGGUCAAAACAGCACCUAACUUCAUCAACAGUACAAAUGGGGUCCCAGCCAUAGUACUAGCCACCAAACAUCUUUUUAACUUUUAACUCAGCUCAAGGAAAUGCAAUCAGAUGAAGACGCUAAGGCAGAAGAACUACCGUGUCUGCUGUGCAAAAUGAUUAAUAUGAUGAUUAUUACUUCAAGGAAAUGAUAAAGUAAUGAUCAUAAAUGUUCUUCCUUGAACUGCGUCACCCCGCAGCAGUCUGUAAUGGACUGGCCUGAGGUCUCGCUACAAACAAGCAGCUGCUGGAAGAGAGUAGGUGAGGUGUGUUUAGUCUCUUUGCUAAAGAAAUUGGGCAAAGUUAAAAAGAUGUUUGGUGGCUAGUGCUGUUGAUGAAGUUAGUUGCUGUUCUGAGCAUUAUUUGUGGCUAUAAAGUGGCGUUUUGGUUGCGGUUUGUUUAUGGCUCCUCAGACCCCUGUGUAUUGCUAUCGUGUGGCCAUUACUUAAGUUGAUAUAACUAGAGAAGCAAGCAGUUGGCAACAUUUAUCUCUCGAGGGGGUGUCUAACUUGGUGUCACAGUGUGAUUGACCCUCAAUUAAUUUUACGCCGGAAUAUCCCUUUAAAAGCACAAGAAGUCAGAGCCAUUAUGAUACAAUCCAAAUGUUUGUCCAUUACCUUUCUUAAAGCUCUGUUGGGGAGUUUUAAACUGAUUGCAAAACAGUAUUUGAUGCACAUGCCUGUCAAUGUGCUGCAAAAGCCACAAAAAAACAUCAGUAGCAGCGAGACUGGUCAUUUCUGUGUAGUUAAUUUUAAUGCCUGAAACUGCUGCUGGAGGGGGGGUAGGUGUCAGACAACAUGAUUUCAUCCCGCAGAGAGAAGGGUUUGCUGCAUUUCCCAUGACAAUGAUGCACUAUGGGUGAUGUAUUUGAAUUUUUUUUUAGAAAGAUUUAGAAAGAGAUUUACGUUAAAAAAUGCUUCUAGUACAUCAAGAAUCAGCAGAAGAAGUGCAGUUUUGUCCACUAGAGGGCACCACAACCAACAUGAACCAUAAGUUCCUUUUUAUAAUGUGUUUGGCUAUCAGCACUUUUGUGAACUAGGAGGACCAGGAGACAUUUGGAAUAGAUUUGGAGGAAUCUGGGGAGCUGAGAGAACGCUCCAGAUCAUUAGCUUGGUGGAGUUCUUGACCAGCAAGCUCCAUCCUAAAUUCCUGCUUACCAGGAUAUUGAUUAACUAAUUUUUGCCUGUAAAAAUUGUCAUGAAAGUUAAAUACUGAACCACACAGGUGACCAGAGGAUUUGGGUAAACUGUCAUAGACUUGAAACACCAUGAUAGAGUCAAAGUUAUAACAAUACUUGACUACUUAUCCUGCUAACAGUUGGAUAUAUUUUUACCAGAUUUGACUUGAUUCUGUUUUUGUUUCAUGUACAUGAUUUUUGCAGGUUUAGUGAGGUUACAAAGCAUCAUUAAUGUUGUUGUUGUUCUCAGUACUCCCUCAGAUUGAGUCCGUAGGUCCUUCUCAUACUACAAAGCAGUGUCACAUAUACUGAUCAUAUUAAUAAUGGUUUAGUAAUUAGCAAGUGCUGAUAAAGGCAUGUGACUUUCACAGCCCAUGAGUGCCCUCUGCUGGACAGACUGAAAAACCUGUCCCUUACUGAUUUUAGGGCUGUUUGGAGAUGCUUUUUUUCGUUGUUAAUCAUCUAAAAAAAUCACAGAAAUAGUCUCAAACUGUGUUUAAAAAAAACGAAAAACAGACGCAAUACUUGUCUAUUUGACUCAAAGCCAACAGGGUGUUUUUCUGCAGUGUUAUUUCUACUGUAUGUGUUGUUAUACCUGAUUCCCCUGUCUAGACACCAGCGAACAGCGGGGUUAUUUUGAGUAGGUGUUCAAGAACUGUAACAAUUACUGACCCAAUUUCAGUACUUGGUAAGAUUUAAUCAGUGUUGCAUCGGUGCUAUAAUGACUGUGCUAUAAACUGUAUCUGCAAUAAGCUAGAAUCAGCACAAUCAGGCUGCAGUUGUUGUACAUUAUGGUGAGAAACAUAUUUUCCCUGAAGAAACAAUGACGUAGAUAUCAAAGUCUUAAUAAUCUCAUGGAGAACUCUGCACUGACCUUCUGUAAUUGCUGAUUUAUUAUUUACAAUGACCGAAAACUGGUCUAUUCUGUAACAUUAUUAUCAAUGUGAAGCCACUCUGUAAACAGCUUGACUUUGUAUGUCAGAUUGCGGAGAAUGUGCUGUAGAUGUAUAUCAGUGUACACUCUGUUUAAACCGGUAAAUAACAUGUAUUUUAAUCCAUCAAUGUGAAACAUUACACUGGAAUUUACUGUCUUGAUUUUUCUACUGUAGCCAAAUCCUAUAUGCUAACAUAAUGAAGGAGGGACGUGUAACUCAACUAAUGACUGUUUCUUGAAACACUGUUGUAUUCCUAAAUGGUUAAAUUUUUAUACUAAAUAAAAUUAAUAUAUGUGUCUGCUGAUUAUGAGCAAGAA